AUGGAUGUUCCCUUCGCGUCUUCGGGCGCUUUGAGCGCUGGUCAUUAUGCUCUAGUCAGAAAGGUCGAGCUUUCACAGACACUAGAAGAGGCGGAUGAACAUCUGCGGUCCGAAAUCCGAGCUAUACAGCGUCGAUUGACGCGACCAACAACUACUAAACAGGUCUAUGAGUACCUCGUAGUCCUGCUAUACUGUCACGACGCUCUGAACUCCGUGUUGGACCCCGGAGAACUGGAUUUCGCUUUGCCGCCCGCGCUCACUUUGGCCGAGGCAGGAAAGACUAUACGUGCUCAGCGUUUAGGAUACCUCUUCUGCGCGACCUUUCUUUCCCCGGAGCAUGAGCUUCAUCUUCUCCUCGUCAAUACGCUUCGAAAGCACCUCGAAUCAGACUCCCUCGGGCAUAUAUCCCUCGCAUUGGACCAUCUCAUUCAGGCUCCCAGCCACGACCUUCUAAUCGCGUCUCAAACUCGCUUGCGCCAGCUUCUCUCGCAUUCAUCACCUAUCAUUCGGCGUAAAGCACUGUACGCCAUCAAAGCUCUAGGUCGUGUCGACGCCUCUAUCCUUCAACACCUCGCUAUACCUGCAUCAAAGCGAGUGCGCGACGCCGAUGCCGCGGUCUCCGGUGCGGCUGUAGCUGUAUGCGAGGAUCUCGAUCAGCGCCGUCUGCUUGACGACCAACAGAAGACACACAUUUACAAGUCGCUGGUCCACUUUUUGAAGGCGUCACCCACGCCUGCGGUGGACCUUGUUGUGCAGAAGUUCUUGCGGUUCUACACCAGUACAGGAGCUCCGUUACAAGUCCUAGAGGCCGUUCGCCCAGUCCUACGAAGCGGCAUCCCACGCUCAAGAGCGACCAUCCUCGAGUGCUACAAGGUCGUUCAAGCUUCAAAGACCAACGACCUACUACAAGUUUUCAUGCCGCAAGCCCUCGUCCAGCCUGUCCAACCUUACCUCUCGUCCGGGGACGCCAACGAACAGGCCUUCUUCCUCGCCUGUCUAUCUUGCGUGGACCCGGAUGUCUGGGCCGGCACGGUUCCCGAGCGGCCGCUGCUCUUGGAUGCAUUGGAGGUGGAAAGGGUCGUGCAGCUUAUGGCGAGCCCCGAUCCUCUGAUACGGAUUCAGACAGCCCGUAUACUCUGCCGCGUCGACAACGAGAUCGUGCGCACGAGAUUCGACCAACUCCUGGAGAGCAAUACAUCGUCUCCCACAGUCGACGCUAUCGCUAUGCUGAUCGAAUUGGCGCUCGUACUUGCCGUGGGAGACGGGGCUGGUUUCGGAUCACUACUGUAUCAAGCGCUUAACACGCUUUCCCAAUCUCUGCUGGGUCCGGUCAUCGAACUCGUGUUAUCAACUCUGCGCUCUGAAGACGAGGACUUCGCUCGUGACGCAGCUACCGCCGUCCUAGCAGCAUUCACGACAAACGAACAAGCCGUCAACCCGACAUUCGUCGUCAUCAUCGCUUCACUAGUGGCGGAGUACGGCGAGUCUGUAUCCGUCUCACCUUCAUCGCUGCUCGACUCCCUCUCUGGCUCUCUGCAUCAGUAUACCGCCUCCAUCCAGGAAGUCAUCUUACUGGCUAUGGUGCGCGCGGCCUCGCAAUGCGACGGUCCCGUCUCUACUGCUACCGAACGAGUCAAGAAGCUCCAGGACACUUCAGGGCAGCAUAUCCGUCGAAGAUGUCAGCAAUACCUACGGCUUUCUGAGGAUCAAGAACUGCUGCGAGCAGUCGUGGGCCGCACGCAAUCGCGCUCGCUUCCUGAUCUCUCCGCGUCCAUAGAGGCGUGGUACGCGUCGCCCGAUUCACUUGUCGCCUCAACCAGCCGUCUCAAUAUCGAUACGGACGGUAUGAACGAUAGCAUUCUCACCGAGAAGGGGGAAAGUACGCCGAAGCGGCCCAGCAUCACGAGCGGGCAGCACGGUGCAUCUACUUCAAGUCUCAUCAGCAUCGAGUCGCCUUUCCUCUCCGACCCCGGCAGCGCCCAAUCACACAGCGGCACCUUCGAUCGCGCGGCAUUCACACAGACAUGGCAGAAUCCGACUGCGUGGACAGCUCGAGGGUGGUACGCCGAGCCCGGCUCAGAGAUCGUCAAGAAACUCCGGACACUCGGCGGUACGCUCGGCGUCGAGUCCACGGCGUCGAACGAUACAGAUCUCAUACUCGGGGAAGUAGCGGGCGCGGCGGGUACAUUGGCUAUGAAGAUCACGGACAAGGACGAUAUCGGAGGGUCUUUGUGGCAGCUGAAGAGCGAUGGUCAGGCGUUACAGAUGGAGGUCAAGAGGUUGCUGGAGACGUAG
Molecule: messenger RNA, 2295 nt
Organism: Peniophora sp. CBMAI 1063
Lineage: Eukaryota; Fungi; Basidiomycota; Agaricomycetes; Russulales; Peniophoraceae
Source: the annotation of a GenBank genome assembly